AAGUAGUCGCGCUGUUUGUUGACUUGCUUAACCGCGCCUGUGUCAUUUUUCCAUUGUCGUAAAUACCCCCCAUUUUGCGUCAGAAAUUAUCGGAAAACUCUCCGUGUGCCCGAUAAAACGUCCGCGCUACCCUGAAGGUGCAGUGCCAGUGCCAGUGACGACUCGAUUUUGUAAUUUGGUGUCCUCUCCCAGCCAGCCUACUUGAUGCAAGUGGAUUAUUCUGUGUACGCGCCGCAAUGUUGAGUUAAAAAUGUUUACUUAGCGAUAAACGCGCGAUUGUGUUUGUGGGACUGCUAUUUUAGUUUCUUUACGAAUAUAUGCCACGUAGCAGUGUUAGUGGGUUAUUUUUGGUAUAAUACCGCUCGUUUUUUGCUAGUUCUGCUGUAGUGAGGUUUAUUUUGUGUUCGAGACCAAGUUGCGUCCGACGGUGUCGACAGUACCAGUUCUUUCAUUUACAAUAAGUAGGAAUAGUACCUAAAUCACAGUGAAUUUAGUGGAGUGCAAGCAGUUUCUUAAACAAUCAGUGUGCCAUUUUAAGGAUUACUUUUUAUUUACUUGGAUUAUACAAGCUCUUUAUCGAUUGUUGCUUAAGGAUUGAAUGGAAUGCAUUGAUGUUUUCUCAUUUUGGAGCUAUUAAAGGAUGUCGGCAAGAUUUUUAUUGACGCCGGCCCCGCGCUGGCUGCGCCGCACAGCUGGAUAACUGUAAUAAAAUUCUUUAACAAAAAGAUCUGAUCUAAGCAGGUUUAACCUGCAGGUCAUGGAUGUUACGUUUACAAACGUAUUGGAGGGGGCGCGACAAUACUUUCAGGGGCUGCCAACGGGCACCAGCUCAACGGUGGGCCCCCCAUAUUCGACGGAAGGUCACCGUAGAAAUGACCACGAACAAAAUCAAGAAAUGCCCCCAUCCUCGAAUUCAUACUGGCCCCCUCAGCCAACCGAACCAGCAAGGCCACCAACUAGAGAACACACGCCCGUGCAGAGACCGUCAUCACACAGCUCUGACUCCUCCAGGCCUCCAUCACACUCGCAGUAUAAUCCGAAUGUGGAACAGAGCAGGAUUCACUAUCCUGGAUCCUACCAAGAACAGUAUACGACAGCUCAACAGCAGCAGCAGCAGCACCAGCAGCAGCAGCACCAGCAGCAGCAGCACCAACAGCAGCAGCACCAGCAACACCAUCAGCAGCAGCAACAUCAGCAGCAGCAACAGCAUCAGCAACAACAGCAACAGCAACAACAGCACCAGCAACAACAGCACCAGCAUCAGCAGCAACAUCAACAGCAGUCUUUCCAGUUUCCACGACCACAGCAGUCAAACCAUCCACAAUACCAGUCACACGUCCCCACUAGUUCGCCUUAUUAUCAGAUACCUUCGCCUUAUCAUCAAACACCUUCUCCUCAGCUUCCUCGAGCUCCAUCCAGGGAACAAGUGGUGCCUAGAGUUCCUUCAAGGGAUCAGGCGAUUCCCAGAGUUCCUUCUCGAGAACAAUUAAUUCCUCGGACUCCUUCGCGGGAACAAAGUAAUUCACAGAUACCCUAUCCGCAAGCUACAGAAAGCUACAAUAACUAUUCCCAAUCCCAUUCCUAUUAUUCUGUCCAAUCUCAGGCAAAACCCAUGCCAAGCAGUAACACGUAUAAAACAACUAUGUCGAGUCAUUCGUAUCCCGUGGUAUCGCAACAACAACAACAAAAUGCUUAUUACAAACAAAUUUAUUCGGCUGAGAGUCAAAUGCCUCAUCAAAAUGUUUACUCGAACACGAGGCCGAGUAACACACAAAUUUCAGAACUAAGUCGUCAACAUCAGCAUCAAAAUAGUCAAACAGCGAAUGUUUCAAAUGAGAGUGCAGAGCAAGGGGGUAUUAGAACAACUCAUAAUUUACCGCCAAUAGCCGCGUUGUCCAAUUACCAUUCCAGUCGAGGUACUAGAGAGCCUACUAGACCUACUAUUAGUAAUUCUCGAACGAGGCCGUUUUCUUCUAGUUCGUACACUGCAAAUACCAGCCAACAAAAUUCGGUAGCAACUAGUAAUUCUUCCAUUAUACAACAAACUCCAGCUAGAUCUCUUCCAAAUGCAUCGUUAUCUACAUCGAUUUCAAAUUACCAUCAAAGUUACCGCCCUUACACAUCGCAGCCUCAACAGCAUCACAGUCAGUAUCAGUAUCCAGUGACUGUUACGACGCAAAGCUAUACCCAUGUUAUUAUGACAACUGCCACUAAUAGCUCCAACUAUUAUCCUGUUCCUCCAACCCAAACCACCCAGUCUUCCAGCCAACUAAAUUAUCAUUCAGCAAAAUCAAAUUCACAAAAUAUACCAAGGUGUCAGUCUUCUACAGUUGCUUCAAAUCAACAACAACACAAUUCCGUUGAUCCCAACUUGAAUGGAAAGUUAAUCACUAAACGAGAGUCCCCUCUUGAUUUGUCUGUAAAAACAGUUAGAACUCCUGCAGAUUCUACUUUAGGAGAUACGGAAAGCGAAGCUAGAAUUAAGUAUUAUUUAGGAAAUAGAACUGCCCAUUCGUCUAUAUCUACACAUAACUACCCACAGCUUGAUGUUAAUUCUUUUCAAAAAAAUUUAACACAGCGGUCCUCUGCGCAGAUGCCAAGUGCCACGGCACCGAAAGUGGAAUUUCGUCCUAAUUUUAACGUACCCUCUUUGAAUCAGCCACCAAAACACAUUAAACGUUCAACUGAGGAUCCUAAAAGAAGUGUCAUGCCAGAGAAAGCUCAUUCUAGUGGAAGAGCUGUAUAUAAUAAUAAAAAUGUUCCCUAUCCAAUGAAUAAUACUAACCGAUAUCCUACUGUCUCCAUUCCAUCUGCUGCUCAUGUCAAUUCCUACAUUCAAGCUCAGGAAGUACCCUUCAAAAAUCAGCAGUCGACUAGUGUCUCCAGAACUGAUUUCCCAACGCCAAACCACAAAACAAAUUCUGUGUAUGCCGUUCCAUCACAGGACCUGCAGAAAAAACGUCCAGCUGACGUGGCACCUCAGAUAGUUCCUAAUAAAUUUCCAAAAUUGAUCACUGAUCACUGGCGAGAAUCAAUAGAUAUGCAGAUUGAAGAACGGUUGUUGAGUUAUAAACAACAGCAACAAGCAAAACUUUCAGUUGCAACAUCAAAACCUUCAAUAAUCAAUGGCUCUUACACUUCCAUUAGUCAAGACAAACCGAAGGAUGUAUAUCCGAUGUACCAGAAACCCAAUUACGAAAAUAUAGCCCAGCAUGCUUCCUAUAGUCAGGCACAGAGCCGUUAUCAUACUCAGCCUAAUCACAGUCAAACUUAUGUUCCUUCUCCAGCUACACAUCAAUAUCCUGGUUAUGCCGGACUCACGAACCAGCAACCACAAAUUCCAAAUGCGGCAUCUUUGAAUGCUACAUCAAGAUCAAAUUCCAACUCAUCUUUGACUAGUGCAGUGUCCAAUACCAAGAACCAUUUGGGUGGAGCAGUAGACAAAAGAGUGAUAGAUUUACUUAAAAAUAGCUUGGAAAUGAAAGGACAGAAGAAAGUAUUUGAACAACUUAAAUCACAUGAAAAUUAUACACAACAUCCUAGGUCUGAUAUCCAACACCCAUCUACAGAUGUCACAGCCCCUCUUCAGCCAAAACCAGGAGUCAUUGGAAGGAACAACGUUUCUCCGUUUACCCCUACUAGUUUCCCAGACAAUAGCAACAUGGCGUCAAUAUAUAAUAAAUUUCAUAUUCCUAAAGCAAUUGAUUCAGUCAAUUUUGAAAUUAAUAAAAAUCAAAAUCCUGCAAUAGAAAAACAAAUUUUAGAUACUGUGAUAACAAAUCAUACUGCUUCUAAUUCUGAUUAUGAUGGCCUUGCUGCAUUUUUAGCAGCUAGAAUUCGAACCAAAGGAGAAUUAAAACAAGGAGGACCCACUAAUCAAAAUAUUAGUAAUAACAAUAGUUCUAUAACAGAAUCAAGGCUGCAAGGUAUUAUAGAAAAUCAACUUAAAUCUCCUAUGAGACAGGAUACAUCACAGAGCUCAGCAUAUUGUGCAAGCAGUGGAACCACAACAAGUUCAAGUCCUCCAAAGAUGUCAAAAGAUCGGCUGACUGCUUUUGCUCCUAGAAAGAGAUUGUUCAGUAGAAAUGAAGAGGAUCCUAGCAACAACUCUGUACCCCCAAGAGACAAAUCGGGACUUCGAAGUUCUUCUGAAACAUCAGUUUUCGACUUUCCUGAUUCUGAUUCAGAAACAGAUAUGAAUGGAAGAGAAUCUCUUGAAGCAAUGAGGAAAGGCAGAAAGUCUUCUUUAAAACAAUCUACGCCCAUAAACAGUAUUGAAAUUAAGGUGGAAUCUCCAGGACUUGUAAGUCCAUCUGAUGAGGUUUUUGCUAAACUCUGUGAUAAUUUUGUAGAACAAUUAAAAAGUGGUGCGGUGAAGAAAAAAAUUAAAAGAAAAAAGCCUUUGGAACCUGAGGUACUUGCUAAAUUAGAACCGUUUGCUAAACCUCUGGAGAAUAUUAAGCCUGAAGCUGCAGAAGUAAAAGAAGAGAUUAAAGAUUUUAAUAAACUUGAAAGUAGUCCACAGGUUCUACCAAUUAAAAUAAAAGAAGAAAAUAGUGAUGUUCCUUCCUCAACAGAAUCAAAAAUAACUUCAACACCUGAAAGUGAGCUUAAGCAACAAAUUGAAACUGAUUCUAAAUCAAACACUGAUAGCCCGAUUAAGAAAGAAGAUCCUAUUUUUGUUAACAAUAAAGAGAAUGUGAGAAGAAGGCUUGUUUCUUCAAGUGAUAGUAGUGACAGUGAGACUGAAACAAAGAAAAAUUAUAAUCAGAGUAGUAAAAAUAUCGACAUUAAGCCUUUGAAUUUGCCCAAAACAUCAGAAGUGUUGAAGGAAUGCAAAGAAGAGAAGAAAGAAAACGAUUCUCCACAAAAAUCAAAUGAUAUUCUCCCCAUUAUUCGACCUGCCAAAAAACCUUCCUUUGGAGAUGGCUCUGACUUUUAUCCUGGAUGGGAGGAAGGGGUUUAUAAAUACAAAAAAUCAUUGCGGAUGCCUCCAACUCUCAUUCAAGUUUCUAGGCCUCCACAGUUUCACAGACUGUCUACAUCUUUGCCAGAUCUAGAUCCAUGUCCACAAUCUCCUACUACGUCAAUAGUCGCUGAUGGCGAAAAAGAAAACACUGGUAAAACUAAGUUAAAGAAGAUUAAGUCGGAACCUUUAGAUAGUGAUAAUGAAUCAAAUUCUAGUUUAACUUUGUUCAACAAGAAAACAAAUUAUGAUUCCGAGGGUAGUGCAUCGAUUAGAAGUUUACCUAAUACUGCAAAGGAAAUGUCAAUUAUAGAUAAGUUAUUAGAAAAAUAUGGAGGUAAAAAGAAGAGGAAAAUUAAAAGAAAGGAAGAUCACAGUCCUAAAAUCAUACCUAAAGCUGAAAAUUCUGUUGAGCUUUUACCAACUCCCGGUUUGGAAAUAAAGAAGGAAAGUGGCAAAGAGGUGAAAAAGUUGGCUGCUCCUGUGAUAAAGUCUGAAUCGGCUUUGCUGGGUUUCAGGAGAACAACUAUAAAUAACUUCAAAGACGCUUUUAUAAAAAAUGCUAACAAUAUCGUAGGGGUGAAUGAACAGUUCACGACCGUUGUUUUAAAAUCUCGCACAAGAAAGGAAACUAGAGUCCUUAAGCAAAGAGCUACGAUUAAAGAGGUAUUUGGUGAAGAUAGACCAGCUUCUGCACCUCCAGUUACCUGUGUUAAUGAUAUUCAGAUAAAGGAAGAAACUACUAUAGAGGAAAGCAGCUGCAUAGGCAAUUUAAUAGUAAAAUUAGAGAAACAAAAUGACAUAAUAGAAAAGCAAAGUGAAGUUGAAAAUUUGAAUAAAGCGGACAAAGAAAAUGAGGUUGCAGACACCAAACAAAUGUUGAAACAUAAAUUAUUAAAUAAGGGCAAGAAAAAAGAAAAGAACAGUUUGCUGAAAAACAUAGCCGAUAAGAAGAUUAAAAUGGAGAUUCAAGAUGAGAUUGAGGAUGAGACAAGAAGCUUAGACGACGUUAUAAUCAAGCGAGAUCCUGACGAUAAAUCUGAGACACCAUCCAUAGACGGAGAUGACGGAAGUGUAUCAGGAAAACGACGUGGAAAAUUUGGCAAAAUGCGGAGAAAGUUGAGUUCAGGAUUUGAUUACAUAAGAAAAAAGAAAAAAGUUAAAAAAGAAGUCGUGGAAAAUGAUUGUGGGGAGAAGAAAAAGAAGAAGAACGUUUUAUCAAAAACUCUCGAGUCAGUUGAUGAUAUUCAGAAAGAAAUUAAGACAUGGGUUUUGAACAAAGGAAUAGGUGAAACUCAUCUGCACAGAUCUGCUAGAUUAGGAUACACGGAUGUCACCGCCUACUGCUUGGAAAAAAUGGAUUGUCAACCGUCUCCAAAGGACAACGCUGGUUACACACCACUUCAUGAAGCUUGUUCAAGAGGGCACUUACAUAUUGCAAAAUUACUUCUUUUGUACGGCGCUAAUGCCAGUGAAAGUGCUCAAGGAGGAAUUAGGCCACUUCAUGAAGCAGUAGAAAAUGGUUUUGUAGAAAUUGCAAGGUUACUUCUGUCAUAUGGUGCAGAUCCCACACUGGCAACCUAUUCUGGUUUAACACCGUUAGCUUUAACCAAUGAUGAAAUAACAAAAGAAUUCCUGAAAAAUCAUUUAAAUGACAUUGAGGGCGAACCAUCACCUGCAUGGAUAUCCUACGGUCCAGCCUCCUUUUUUGAUCCUAUUGAUGACAUUGGUUACAAUAUAAUGGAUGAUAUUCCGGACCAAGAUCCAGAAUCCGAAGAGGAGGAUAUUGAAUUUGAAAUGUCGGAAAGUCUCUUACCUAACUUGUACACUUUAAGGGGGGAAUCACCGAGUGAUCGAUGGAUCCUUCUUCAGGACCUAUCCAACUUGUUGAAGAUAAAAUCUAGAGACGCUCUGCUAAGGCAAAUAUGCCCGCCCUCGACGUCCAGUGCUAACGUGAACUAUAAAUGCGUUUUACGUGAACUGAAAAUGUCGGACUUCUUAGAACAAGCGCAUUGCUGUCAAUUUCUAAAUGCUGGUGAGAAAGUAAACACCCGUGCUUCGAAAAUAGCCUUAGUGAAAUACACGGAUAAAGUGAGGGAACUGUUAAGUGUCGAAACGGUGAUUAUAUCUGCGAGGUGACCCACAGACUACGAAACAGACUAACUUUUUCCAAUUUUAUCGUAAAGUCGUGAUAUUAAUUUUUAUGUGAUUAUUUUGCAAUUUGGUUGAAAAAUGGUGCAAAUUAAAAGGACGAUAAAAAAUUAUUUUUAUGUUAUAGUAUUUUUUUAAAAAAAAGUUUAUUUAUUUUUUAAGUUUAGUAAAUAAGUUACCAGCUUUAUAAUCAAUUUCUCUAUGAAAUAUUAGGCUACACCUAAAUAUCAUUAAUUAGGAUUUAAUGUUGUGAGAGUGCAAUUUUGUAACUUUGUCCACUGUUAAGGAUUUUAUUAUUUUUUUUUGGAAGACAUACUUUAGGUAAAUUUUUACAAAACGAAUCGAUACUCAAACCAAGUUAGUAUUGUAAGAUAAUUGUUAUCAAUUCGCUCAGGGACCGUACUCAUUUGAGAGUAUUCGUAUGAAUAAUAGGAAUAUUAUAAAUAAAUGUUUGUAUAAAUGUAUUAUACUCGUCAUGAGUGUUUAAACGACAAAAAAUCUGUACAUAAUUUCUUCCUUAUGUAUUUUUUUAAGGCUGACCAGCUUGAUUUUCUAUUUAAUAGAAUUAAUAAUUAAUUACUGUAUGUUAUCGUGACAUAUGUGUGCUUCUUAUAAUCAACUUAAAAAAAAAAGCGAAUUGUUUCAGUUCUUCUGGCUUAAUAUCGGGUAGUUUGUACAGAAAAAGAGUUAUCUGUGAUGCGCAACUGGAGGCAAAGUGCAAUGCUUUUUUGCAAACAUAUUGUGAUUUUGCCAACUUGUCCUAUCAGUGUGAAUUAGAAGAUAUUUUUAAUUUAUAAAUCAUUUUUUCACA
This is a messenger RNA of Anoplophora glabripennis (Asian longhorned beetle), 7928 nucleotides long. Its product is annotated as putative mediator of RNA polymerase II transcription subunit 26. NCBI's taxonomy places the organism in Eukaryota, Metazoa, Arthropoda, Insecta, Coleoptera, Cerambycidae. The transcript is spliced from 7 exons. The coding region runs from base 758 to 7105 and encodes 2115 amino acids. Gene Ontology annotation, molecular function: transcription corepressor activity; protein binding. Gene Ontology annotation, biological process: negative regulation of transcription by RNA polymerase II. Gene Ontology annotation, cellular component: nucleus. The record is from RefSeq and is a predicted model, not a curated record.